GUUAUGCACACUUCCGUGCCAAAUUUACAUAAAGGCAUGAUUUCUGACUAAGAUAACCAAUUUUUGAUACUUUGUUACAAAUUUUAUGUUUACAGUUGGACUAUGGCCGAUAUAGGAGAGACACAAACAAAAGGAGACGAGCUGCGAAUAUUACUAGUGGGUAAAACUGGCAGCGGUAAAAGCUCGACGGGGAAUACUCUGCUCGGAAAAAAAAUGUUCGAAACAUCUAAAUCCUUAACUUCCGUUACCAAGGAAGCACAGUAUGGAGAAGCUACUCGGUUUAGUCGAAGACUAACAAUAGUUGACACACCAGGAUUUUACGAUACAGAUCGAAGUAAUCGGGAAAUUGUACGUGAAAUAACACGCAUAUUCGGAUUUUUAAACCCUGGUAUACACGUGCUCUUGUAUGUAAUGGGAGUGGAGAGAUUUACAGAAGAGUGUAUAAAAACCAAGGACUUGAUGUUUAGAACUUUUGGUGAGGAAAUAAGGACGAGGGUAAUAAUUGUAAUCACACAUUUCGACGACCUUCAAACAGAGCAUGUAGACUUAACACAGUUUCUCGCUUCUAGUGGAAAGAUAUUCGUAGAGUUUCAAAAUAUGUGCAAUAACAGGGUUUUCUUUAUCAACAAUAAAGCUAAGGCAGCCGAGCUUGAACAUCAAGUUAGGUCACUCAUCCAAAUGAUUGAAGACGUCACAAAAGAACAUGGUGGAAAAUGUUUUACAAAUGAACAUUUGAAGAUUGUUAGGGCGUAUUUUAGAUUAGAGAGAAAACGAAAACGUAUAAAUCUAUCUAGGGCAAGGAAAAUGCUUUUCAACAGAGCAUCAUUAAAUCUUGGGUUGCAAUCUGUUGUUGUUUGGGAUGAUCAAACGAACAAACCGGUCUACAUGACAGUUCCCAAAGGUGCCACGCAAUUUGUUCUACCACCAAUAUCCAAAACAAACUCAUCAUCAAAACGAGAUAGGCAAGAGACAAAAACUAUUAAAAUAAAAGCAAUUCCUAUAAGGCAACCGUCCAAUAUCACUGCCACAAAAUACACGAAUCAUGUUGAGCAGACAGAAAAUGUGUCACACGAAACAGUUCAGAAUGAAAUCAAGCAAAGUUCUACGACUGAAAACGUAGAACAUGUUCCAGAUGACACAACUACAGAGAAACUUAUUGACGAAAUUUUAUGCAAUGAUGAAAACUAUGAACAUGACCAUGGUUCGGAAGAGUGUACGGACGAAUGUUCAGCGAAAGGAGCAGAAUUUAUCGCAAAUGAUCGCCUGAAAAUGAAAGACAAAUCAUUCUUUGAAAAAUUUUCAGAAUUUUUGUCUUCCCUGUUCAAUGGAGUGGUGGCUGGGAGAAAGGACUGAACGAGAAAUAGAUUGUACAGCUGCAUGUCCAAUUGUAGAUUUUUUUUCCAAAUACCGCUUACAGAAAGACCUAUCUAUAACUGUAUUCAAAGAAGAAAAAUGACUUUAGAAAAAAAAAUGCUUUUAAGCCGUCCGGCCGUUCAUGCAAAAAUACAAUACAAAACAUAUAUAUAUUUACAAAACAUAUAGUGUAUGAAUAACAAUUGACAAAUGAUUGUUUUACAUACAACAACUUAUAGUUAUAUCUUGUUAUAACAUUUAUCAUAUCAAUAUGAUAUGAGCCGCGUCACGACAAAACCAACGCAAUGCGUUUGCGACCAAUAUGGAUCCAGACCAGACUGCGCAUCCGCGCAGUCUGAUCAGGCUUACAAACCAUAUAACAAGUAGAGAAACUGAUAGCGAACAGCAUGGAUCCUGAUCAGACUGCGCGGAUGCGCAGGCUGGUCUGGAUCCAUGCUGGUCGCAAACGUUUUAUGUUGGUAUUGUCAUGACGCGGCUCAUAUAUUUUGCAGAUAUUGUUUUCUAUUUUCAUGUGCAUAAUACAAAAAUAAAGCAACAGAUUUUAUAAGAUUUUCAUCAGUAGUUGACAGGACAUAAUCAGGGCUGGAAAUGAAAACUGAUUCAUGGUUGGUUAUAUAACACAUAUUUAUUAUUAUAAUUUAUAACCAAAACAUGAUAUAUUAAUCGUCAACACAGUGUUCAUCACACACCUUGCACAGUCGGUUACUUCUUUUAGUAUGUGUCUCCUCCGUUCUAUUUCAAUAUCCAGACUGCCAAUUCUAAAUUUUGUGAAUAAAUUGAUUUUUCUUUUCAGAUUCAGAUAGUGCUGAAAAGAAAAUUUGUUAU
Molecule: messenger RNA, 2199 nt
Organism: Ruditapes philippinarum (Manila clam)
Lineage: Eukaryota; Metazoa; Mollusca; Bivalvia; Venerida; Veneridae
Product: GTPase IMAP family member 4-like
Exons: 2
Coding region: 103-1353 (416 amino acids)
Molecular function (GO): GTP binding
Source: RefSeq, a predicted model, not a curated record